This is a messenger RNA of Capsaspora owczarzaki ATCC 30864, 2904 nucleotides long. Its product is annotated as myosin IE heavy chain. The coding region runs from base 1 to 2904 and encodes 967 amino acids. Gene Ontology annotation, biological process: vesicle transport along actin filament; actin filament organization. Lineage: Eukaryota; Filasterea; Ministeriida; Capsasporidae. The transcript is spliced from 9 exons. Gene Ontology annotation, molecular function: ATP binding; actin filament binding; microfilament motor activity. The record is from RefSeq and is a predicted model, not a curated record. Gene Ontology annotation, cellular component: microvillus; actin cytoskeleton; myosin complex.
AUGCAGCGCAAAGAAAAAGGCAUCAAAGAUUUUGUCCUUUUGGACAAGAUUGACGAGAACAGCUUUGUUGCCAACCUCAAGACGCGCUUCGAAGACAAUGCGAUCUACACAUAUGUCGGCGAAGUCGUCGUCUCGGUCAACCCGUACAAAAAGCUUCCCAUCUACGGUCCGGAAGAGAUUGCGCGUUACCGCGGCAAGUACGUCUUUGAGCCAAACAUCAACCCGCACGUGUACGCUCUGACGGACACGGCGUACACGGCCAUGAAGUUCAAGGGCAUCGACCAGUGCAUCAUCAUUUCCGGCGAGUCUGGCGCUGGCAAGACUGAGGCGUCCAAGGUCAUCAUGCAGUACAUUGCUGCCGUUGAAAACACCAACCACAACACUGAAGUCGACCGUGUCAAGGAGCAGCUGCUGCGCACCAACCCUGUGCUUGAAGCUUUCGGCAACGCCAAGACCAACCGUAACGACAACUCGAGUCGCUUUGGCAAGUACAUGGACAUCCAGUUCAACUUUUCAGGCGAACCGGUCGGUGGACACGUCACAACGUACCUGCUGGAAAAGUCGCGCGUCAACCACCAGGAGAAGGGCGAGCGCAACUUUCACAUCUUUUACCAGCUGCUGGCCGGUGGCCCGACUGGCGACCUGCAGCUGCAAAAGGACGCGACCAAGUACCCGUACCUGAACAAGGGCGGCACGGUCAAGGUCGGCUCUGUCGACGAUGCUGCCGACUUUAAGGAGAUGAAGGGCGGCAUGGACUUUAUUGGCUUCACCGCCGACCAGCAGAACAACAUUUUCAAGGUUCUUGGCGCGAUUCUGCACCUGGGUCUUGUCGAGUUUGCGGCAGACGAAAAGGAUGGCAGCAAGGUCAGCACCAAGCCCGUCCUCGAGACAAUCGCCAAAAUCCUGGGCACCACCCCGGCCGCCAUCGAAACUGGCUUGUCGCACAAGACCAUCAUCUCGGGCGGCAACGUCAUCUCGUCGCCCCUGACCCCCGACAAGGCCGUGUACUCGCGCGACGCUCUCGCACGUCAAAUGUACCAGCGUCUCUUCUCCUGGAUGAUUGACCGCAUCAACGAGAAGGUUCACACCCCUCACGGCGAGAUCAAGAACGUGAUUGGUGUGCUUGACAUUUACGGUUUUGAGAUUUUCGAGUCGAACAGCUUUGAGCAGUUCUGCAUCAACUACUGCAAUGAAAAGCUGCAGCAGCUCUUCAUCGAGCUUACGCUCAAGACUGAGCAAGAAGAGUACAUGAAGGAGGGCAUUCAAUGGACUCCGAUCGAGUUCUUCAACAACCGCAUCAUUUGCGACCUCAUCGAGAAGAAACCCGGUGGCAUCAUCUCGCUCCUUGAUGAAGACUGCAUGCGUCCCGGUGACAAGUCUGACAAGGCCUGGCUCGAGAAGCUUCAGUCUGGCAUCGGCGCACACGCGCACUUUGUGACCAAGAAGGGCCAUGGUGACAAGACCUUCCCCGACAACUCGUUCAAGCUGGUGCACUAUGCCGGUGACGUGUUCUACAACGUGAACGGAUUUAUCGACAAGAACGUUGACGCCUUCUUCAAGGAUCUGGCCCAGGUCAUGUUCGAGUCAAAGAACCCGCUGCUGCGCGAAAUGUUCCCCGACGGCGACAAGGCCACCUGGAAGAACGCGGGCAAGAUGCCGCCCACCGCAGGCACUGCAUUCAAGACCUCGAUGAACGAGAUGAUUGCAACCCUCAACACCAAGGCUCCGUCGUACAUUCGCUGCAUCAAGCCCAACGACCGCAAGUCCGCUGGUGUCUUUGAUGAAGAUCGCGUGCGCCACCAAGUCCGCUACCUCGGUCUGCUCGAGAACGUCCGCGUGCGUCGCGCCGGCUUUUGCUUCCGCGCCGAGUCAUCUGCCCCCGCAACCUACCCGCACUGGAGGGGCGAUGCUCGCUCGGGUGUCAAGGCCAUUCUGGACCACCUCAAGCUCGACGCCAAAGAGUACCAGAUGGGCAAGACCAAGCUGUUUGUUAAAAACCCCAAGACUGUCUUCACCUUUGAGGAGGAGCGCGAGAACAUUAUUCCCAAGUACGUCACCAAGAUCCAAUCGUGGUGGCGUGUGAUUCGUGUCCGCCGUCGCAUUCGCGAGUACUUUGAAAAGCUGCAGCAGACGUUUGCCAACAUCAAGAAGGACCCGAACUUUGGCAAGGGCACUCGCUGGCCCGCCAUCCCGCACCCCGUGCUCAAGAACGCCGAAUCGACCCUCAAGAGCGUGCAUGCCAACUGGCGUGCCAAGCGCAUGGUGCUCUCCCUCUCGCCCGAGCGCCAAGACCUGCUCCGCAAAAAGUGCCUCGGCUCGACCUUCUUUACGAGCAAGCGCCCGUGGAACCUCCAGCGCGACUGGACUGGCAACUACAUCCCUGCCCUCGGACUGGCCGCUCGCAGCAGUGCCAUCUUCCGUGGACACGGCGACAAGGAGGUGGUGUUUGCCGACGAGGUGCUCAAGUACUCGCGCGGUGCGCGUCCCGACCGCCGCAUGCUGAUUGUUGGCGACGCCAACAUUUACAAGCUAGACCCUGCUUUCAAGGUCACGCCCAAGCGUGUCAUGUCCAUCAAGCAGAUCAAGGCCAUCAGCGUGAGCCCGAACAAGGCCUCGGUUGCCGUCAUUCAUUCGACUCAGCCCGGUUUCGACACUAUCUUGGAUCUCGGCGUGUCUGGACAAGAUCGCCUGUCCGAGUUUGUCGUGUUGACAUACCUGGCAGCCCGCAAGGCUGGCCACAAGUUUGCCGUCAACGUGGUUGACACCAUCCAGUACAACAAUGCUGAAAACCCGCAAAAGCCCACGCAGACGGUCGUGUUCCAAGCCAGCCCGCGCGCUCUCAAGCCUGGCCAGCCUUCCACUCUCAAGAAGGGCUCAACCAACACACUGUUCUACGCGCCUUAG